Molecule: messenger RNA, 741 nt
Organism: Colletotrichum truncatum
Lineage: Eukaryota; Fungi; Ascomycota; Sordariomycetes; Glomerellales; Glomerellaceae
Source: RefSeq, a predicted model, not a curated record
AUGUCCAACCCGAAAAAGAGAGCGGCGCCCGACCAGGACGGCGAGGGCCGCAAGAAGAAGAAGAAGUCGGCCUACCAAGUCGACGAGACGCUGCUCAACGAGGAACUCGGCAUCAACGAGUCCUUCGCCGUCAUGGACAACCAGCUUCUGGCAGACUACACCGCGCAGAAGCUCACGCGAUUUGCGACGGACCUGAGUCCCGUUGAACUGUCUGAUCUGUCCAUCUCAGCCAACGCCAUCAAGGACACCACGUCGUGGUCUGAGCCCAGGUCGCUGAACAAGCUUCCCGAGUUCCUGGAAAAGUUCGCCGAGAAGCCGGAGAAGCUGCCCACGGCGCCAGAGAAGAAGGGCGCGCCGCACACCAUCAUCGUUGCCGGUGCGGGUCUGAGGGCGGCGGACAUUGUGAGGGCCGUGAGAGGAUUCCAGACGAAGAAAAGCACCGUCGCGAAGCUGUUCGCAAAACACAUGAAGGUUGAGGAGCAGGUCAAGUUCCUGCAGGGCACGCGGACGGGUAUUGCCGUAGGCACGCCGGCGAGGCUCAUGGAGCUGGCGGACAACGGCGCGCUGUCACUGGAGAAGGUCCAGCGCAUCGUCGUGGAUGCGUCGCACAUCGACCAGAAGAAGCGCGGCAUCAUGGACAUGAAGGACACGAUGAUGCCGCUUGCGAGGUGGCUGACGCGCAAAGAGUUCAAGGAGAGGUACACGGAGGAGAAGAGACACCUGGACUUGGUGUUCUUCUGA